CCGGCCUAGAAUUUCAUAUUUAUUUUAUUAACACAUUAAAUAAAACCAAUAAAAUGUUAUAUUUGCGCAAAAUAACUCUGCGAAAUAAUUCGAAAGUUAGUAACUUUCGUAGAUUCAUAUCAGUCCUCUAUCUAACGGGUGACAAAGCAAAAGAAAACUAUGCUCCAAUUGCUCCCUACUUGGAAUUCCAGAAGCGACUUGAUAACUUAUCUUCUUUCCAAAACAACAUCUCACGACGUGGCUUGAAUGUCGACCUGGAAUCUCUUAAAAAUAAGUACGAACAUUUCUUGGACUUGCAACAGAAAAAGGCUGAUUUAGAACGAGCCCGAGAGGAGAUAAGUAAGAAAAUAAAAGAAUUAGAAAAGAGCUCUAAAGAUGUUUCAAUUGAUGAACUUAAGGCAAAUGGUAUUAAUGUACGAAACUCCCUAAAAGCUCUUAAAGAGAGUAUUUAUCCGGUAGAAGACGAGUUUGUUCGGGAGUUUCUUUGUCUUCCCAACGACCUGCAUAAAAGAUGUCCCCAAGGCACCGAAGAUGCAAUCAUAUACAGAAGUGGUCUACCCCCACAGAAUACAUCAUCUGCCUCAUCACACCUAAUCCGUACAGAUUUGAUUAACUAUGUGGAUAGGGAUUGUUAUUACUUACUCGACAAUGCCGCUCAAUUCGAACUUGAUUGCACUCACCUCUGUCGGGAUCUAUUCGUCCGAAGUGACUUUGUAUCGAUGACAAAUCCUGAUUUCACCAGAAAAGUACUAAUGGAAGCCAACCUCACACCUUUGAAUGAGUAUCACGGAGUCUACGAAGAAGACCAACGUCAUCAUCUGAAUUCAGCUUUCCUCGCCGGUGGUGGUUCAUAUGAGAGUUUCCUCGGGUACUUAGCUAAACUUUUCGUGUAUCCCUCAGUUCUACCACUACGAAUGAUCAGUAACGGUCGGCAGUAUAAAAUAAAGGAAGAACUUCCAACCGAAAUGGGUCUCUAUGCCGCAACGCAAUGCAAUUCAGUUCAAACUCUUGUUGCUAGUCCCACUCUUGAAGAAGCUGAUCGGCAAUUGGACGACAUUCUUAAUUUGGCUGUCGACUUCUACAAAGGCCUAGGUUUACAUUUUAGAGUGGUAUUUGUCAAGCCUUCUUCUCUGGCUCCCAGUGAAUCAUUGAGGGCAUCUAUUCAGAUUUAUUCACCUGCUUAUUCACAAUAUGUGGAAGUGGGAAAUGUAAGUCAUUACCUUGACUUUGUUUCCCAAAGAAUACUUUUUAAUACGAAGGACAAGAAGGACACAAAGUUCUUACAUUUGGUUGGUGGUCCAAUAGUUAAAUCUUCAGUACUAGUAGCAGCUAUGAUUGAAAAUCAGGUGCCUCUGACGGUUACUCGCAGUUGCAGUAAGAAAACUCAAGUUGAAGUUUUUAAAAGUCUCUUUGAAUAACUCAAUAAAUUAGAAUAAAUAAGUUAUAAAAG
This is a messenger RNA of Eupeodes corollae, 1450 nucleotides long. RefSeq names its product serine--tRNA synthetase-like protein Slimp (gene Slimp). The transcript is spliced from 2 exons. The record is from RefSeq and is a predicted model, not a curated record. Bases 54 to 1418 code for a protein of 454 amino acids. Gene Ontology annotation, cellular component: mitochondrion. Lineage: Eukaryota; Metazoa; Arthropoda; Insecta; Diptera; Syrphidae. Gene Ontology annotation, molecular function: ATP binding; serine-tRNA ligase activity; tRNA binding. Gene Ontology annotation, biological process: seryl-tRNA aminoacylation.